Penicillium maclennaniae is the source of this 831-nucleotide messenger RNA. Its product is annotated as tubulin-folding cofactor B. Bases 1 to 831 code for a protein of 276 amino acids. Gene Ontology annotation, cellular component: nucleus; microtubule plus-end; cytoplasm. The record is from RefSeq and is a predicted model, not a curated record. The transcript has 3 exons. Gene Ontology annotation, biological process: cytoplasmic microtubule organization; post-chaperonin tubulin folding pathway; tubulin complex assembly. Gene Ontology annotation, molecular function: microtubule plus-end binding; alpha-tubulin binding. NCBI's taxonomy places the organism in Eukaryota, Fungi, Ascomycota, Eurotiomycetes, Eurotiales, Aspergillaceae.
AUGGCUUUCCAGCCCACUCCGGUGGAUAUCUCCGUCAUCAUCACCAGUCCAGCUGCGGCCAAGUCUCCAAAUGGAGAACCUACGUUUCUGACUGAACGCCGCGUGACUCCCUCGUGGACCGUGAUGCAGCUCAAGGGGAAGCUCGAGACCAUGACAGGUGUGCCCCCGAGCAGCCAACGUCUUCGCGUCAAGGUACCCGGUCAACAAGCCCAGUGGGCCGACAAUGAUGACCAACUUAUUGGAAAUUACGGCCUGGCCAAGGGCUCUGAGAUUGAGGUCCACGACUCUCGUCCGCAGGCUAUGCGGCCCAACUUUAACGACUUGUCAUCAGUUGAGAAGUACGAACUGCCCACAGAGACGUACGAGUCUCUCUCAAACUCUGUCCUGGCGUGGAAGAAAAAUCAGAAGCUGGGUCGAUUCGACCCCAGCGCUCUCUCACCUGAAGAAGCCCUACAGAAGCAGGUUGAGAAAGACCGCGCAGAGAUUACCUCCAAAGGUAUAGCUGUGUCCAAGCGGGCUAUCAUUCUGCCCUCGUCUCCGCCGCAUAUCCGACGCGGCACAAUUCGGUUUGUAGGCCCCGUUCCGACGAUCCCUGCCCCGGGUGCGAGUCGUGACUCGGAAAAGAAUGGACAGCCGCCCCAGGAGCUGCAACCUCUCUGGGUCGGUAUCGAGCUGGAUGAACCUACGGGGAAGAAUGACGGUAGCGUGGGCGGCCGACGCUACUUUGAGUGCCUCGAGAAGCGAGGAGCAUUUGUCAAGCCGGAGAAAGUGGAAGUUGGCGACUUCCCGCCACUGGAUGACGACCUGGAUGAGCUAAUGGAGGAGAUUUGA